Messenger RNA from Porites evermanni, 7712 nucleotides. Lineage: Eukaryota; Metazoa; Cnidaria; Anthozoa; Scleractinia; Poritidae. The record is from the annotation of a GenBank genome assembly.
AGAAGGAGGGCAAGUUUUCUAGAGAACGAUCGAGUACAGAAUCUUUCAUGAAUUUUACGAAAUCAGGUCGCUGUAGGGACGAUCAGAAUGGCGAAAAUGAAAUUUCUAGAUCAUGUGAAAUGAUAUUCAUGGAUUUUUGGUCUAAUUUUGUUUGUAUUUCUUGAGAAAGUAGCCAGUGAAACCAACCGUUUCAACCGGCCGGCCAUUUUGAGAACAGACCGUCUGAAGCUCAGAAAAGUCUAAAAACCUCAACAAAAAGAUUUGUUUUUGAAUCCUUAACCCUGGAAAGUUUGUUAAGUCUGUAAUGGCUGAUCCUGCCUCGCGAAAAUCUGCAACACUUAAUCGUUUACGCUCGGCACUCCGCAGAAAGCGGGAAUCAUUGGCCGAUCAAUUUGACUUCAAAAUUUACAUGGCUGUUGUUUUCAAGGAAAAGGUAAUUUGCAUUUGAUUGUUGGUUAAGUGAAACUGGGUAUCGCCUAUAACAGGAAGCUGUUUAAAGGUGGUGAUAUCUUGUAGCGCUGAUUUAAGGUAAAGAACUCAAACGUUGCUAGACUUGUCUCAUGCAUUUGACCUGUUUACAUGGACUGUCGACUUUUUAGUGUCAACCAUAUAAGGUGUUGCUGUUCUUUAGUCAAUUGAUAAACUUAUGGGUGAAUUUAUUUCCUUCUUAUGACUUCUGUUAAAGGAAAGGAAAACUUUCAAUGCGGAUUGUGGUAUAUUACCUUUUUAGUUCUCUUGUCAACCCCUUCCCACCAUCCAUCAAAUAAAUGCAAGGUUUUAUCCUUUUCAUGACCGUCAGAAAAAAACAACCAACUAACAAAAAAACAAAAAGCAAAAAAACAAAAGCAAAGAAACCAAAACCAACAAAUUCAACCUAUGAGAUUUUCACCUGGAAGAGCUAGUAUAGCAUUUCUUCUUGAAGUUCACUUUAAGAGUGACAAGAUCUUAAAGAAAUAGGUCAGGCAUUUGAUAUUGAAAAGGUGGAUAUAUUCUAGCUCAAACUUAAAUUGCAGUUGAAGUUUUCUUACGUACCUUAAGUUGAUUCUUUGUCUGACCAAACCCUAAUUAUUAAGGUUAGGAGACAAAGGAACUGAAAAUUUAGUUUUUACCAACAACUACAACAGGUGCGUACUGCUAUCCACCAUUUAAAUCAUUACCCAGCAGUCAAGAGUAGUGCCACAUAAACAUUAAUUGCAAAAUUUGCUGGAUAUUAGUUAUAUACAAUGUAGAUUUACUCAGACUGUGAAUCUUGCCAUCCAUCAUUAGGACCACUGGGACAGAAGGACUAUAAUCUUAUUUUCACCUAAUGGGCUUGGAAUACACCAUGUCAUCGUUCACUUUUAAUAAUAUUAUUUCAGACGUGUUGUUAUCUUCACUGCACGAGUGCUGUUAGGAUAUACAUAUGUAGUAUGUUUGGCUAAAAAAAGAUUUAAAGAAAUUGUGUGAAACAUUAUGAUUUUUGUUCACAGAAGAAGAAGUCUUCAUUGUUUGAAGUGGCGGAUGUGCUACCUGUUAUGACCAACAACUUUGAAGACACUAUUAUGAAAGGAGUUCAGGUACUAGGAGUUUUUUUUGUACCCUCCUCACCACCUGCCUUUGACAGCAUUCCCAGACAUACCUUCCCUCAUGCACAGGGUUGUCAAAAUAGGCCGGCAACCGGCGCUACCACCAGCUACUUUAAGGUUUCUGCUGCCAGUAACCUGGGAAACACAUAAUUAUCCCUACUGAUAUGCAUUCUCCUACUUGGGAAACAUAUAUCCCUACUGAGAUGUGUUCCCUACCUGGGAGAGACAUAUCCCUACUGAAACACAUAUUCCUAGUCAUAUGUGUUCCCCACCUGAGAAACACGUAUCCCUAGUGAUAUGUGUUCCCCCACCUGGGAAACACGUUUCCCUAGUGAUAUGUGUACCGUCACCUGGAAAACAUAUCCCUAGUGAUAUGUGUUCCCCAUCUGGGAAACAUGUUUCCCCAGUGAUAUGUGUUCCCCAACCUGGGAAAAACGUAUCCCUGAGAUAUGUGUUCCCCCACCAGGGAAACAUGUAUCCCUAGUGAUAUGUGUUCCCCUACCUGGGAAACACAUAUCCCUAGUGAUAUGUGUUCCCCUACCUGGGAAACAUGUCUCGCUAGUGAUAUGUCUUCCCCCACCUGGCAAGGGAAACACAUAUCCCUACUGAUAUGUGUUCCCCAACCUGAGAAACAUGUAUCCCUAGUGAUAUGUUUUCCCCCACCUGGGAAACACGUAUUCCUAGUGAUAUGUGUUCCCCCACCUGGGAAACAUGUAUCCCUAGUGAUAUGUGUUCCCCCACCUGGGAAACACAUAGCCCUAGUGAUAUGUGUUCCCCUACCUGGGAAACAUGUAUCCCUAGUGAUAUGUGUUCUCCUACCUGGGAAACACAUAUCCCUAGGGAUAUGUGUUCCCCCACCAGGGAAACAUGUAUCCCUAGUGAUAUGUGUUCCCCCACCUGGGAAACACAUAGCCCUAGUGAUAUGUGUUCCCCUACCUGGGAAACAUGUAUCCCUAGUGAUAUGUGUUCUCCUACCUGGGAAACAGGUAUCCCUAGAGAUAUGUGUUCUCCUUGCUGAGAAACACGUAUCCCUACUGAUAUGUGUUCCCCCACCUGGGAAACAUGUAUCCCUAGUGAUAUGUGUUCCCCCACCUGGGAAACGCACAUCCCUAGUGAUAUGUGUUCCCCUACCUGGGAAACACAUAUCCCCAGUGAUAUGUGUUCCCCCAUCUGGGAAAUGUAUAUCCCUAGUGAUUUAUGUUUCUCUUCCUGGGAAACACAUAUCCCUAGUGAUAUGUGUUUCCCCUCCAGGGAAACACCUAUCCCUAGUGAUUUAUGUUCCCCUACCUGGGAAACACAUAUCCCUAGUGAUAUGUGUUCCCCUACCUGGGAAGGACGUAUCUCUAGUGAUAUGUGUUCCGGCACCUGGGAAACACGUAUCCCUAGUGAUAUGUGUUCCCCUACCUGGGAAACACAUAUCCCUAGUGAUGUGUGUUCCCCCACCUGGGAAACAUGUAUCCCUGGUGAUAUGUGUUCCCCUUCUUGGGAAACACAUAUCUCUAGUGAUAUGUGUUCCCCAUCUGGUAAACAUGUUUCCCCAGUGAUAUGUGUUCCCAACCUUCGAAACACGUGUCCUUAGUGAUAUGUGUUCCCCCUACCUGGGAAAGACACAUGUCUAGUGAUAUGUGUUCUGGCACCUGGGAAACACGUAUCCCUAGUGAUAUGUGUUCCCCUACUUGGGAAACACAUAUCCCUAGUGAUAUGUGUUUCUCCACCUGGGAAACAUGUAUCCCUGGUGAUAUGUGUUCCCCUACUUGGAAAACACAUAUUUCUAGUGAUAUGUGUUCCUCCACCUUGGAAACACGUGUCCCUAGUGAUAUGUGCUCCCUUACCUUUGAAACACAUUUCCCUAGUGAUAUGUGUUCCCCCACCAGGGAAACAUGUAUCCUUAGUGAUAUGUGUUCCCCCACAUGGGAAACACGUAUCCCUAGAGAUAUGUGUUCCCCUACCUGGAAAACAUGUAUCCCUAGUGAUAUGUGUUCCCCCACCUGGGAAACGCAUAUCCCUAGUGAUAUGUGUUCCCCUACCUGGGAAACACGUAUCCCUAGUGAUAUGUGUCCCCCACCUGGGAAAUGCAUGUCUCUAGUGAUAUGUGUUCCUCUACCUGGGAAACACAUAUCCCCAGUGAUAUGUGUUCCCCCAUCUGGGAAAUGCAUAUCCCUAGCGAUUUAUGUUCGUCUCCUGGCAAACACAUAUCCCUAGUGAUAUGUGUUUUCCCUCCUGGGAAACACGUAUCCCUAGUGAUUUAUGUUCCCCUACCUGGAAAACACAUAUCCCUAGUGAUAUGCGUUCCCCUACCUGGGAAAGAGGUAUCUCUAGUGAUAUGUGUUCCGGCACCUGGGAAACACGUAUCCCUAGUGAUAUGUGUUCCCCUACCUGGGAAACACAUAUCCCUAGUGAUGUGUCUUCCCCCACCUGGGAAACAUGUAUCCCUGGUGAUAUGUGUUCCCCUACUUGGGAAACACAUACCUCUAGUGAUAUGUGUUCCUCCACCUGGGAAACACGUAUCUCUAGUGAUAUGUGUUCCGUCACUUGGGAAACACGUAUCCCUAGUGAUAUGUGUUCCGGCACCUGGGAAACAUGCAUCCCUAGUGAUAUGUGUUCCCCCACCUGGGAAACAUGUAUCUCUAGUGAUAUGUGUUCCGGCACCUGGGAAACACGUAUCCCUAGUGAUAUAUGUUCCCCCACCUGGGAAACACAUAUCCCUAGUGAUAUGUGUUCCCCAACCUGGGAAACAGAUAUCCCUAGUGAUAUGUGUUCCCCCUACCGGGGAAAGACGUAUCUCUAGUGAUAUGUGUUCCGGCACCUGGGAAACACGUAUCCCUAGUGAUAUGUUGUCCCCUACCUGGGAAACACAUAUCCCUAGUGAUAUGUGUUUCCCCACGUAGGAAACAUGUAUCCCUGGUGAUAUGUGUUCCCCUACUUGGGAAACACAUAUCUCUAGUGAUAUGUGUUCCUCCACCUGGGAAACACGUAUCCCUAGUGAUAUGUGUUCCCCCUACCUGGGAAACACAUAUCCCUAAAGAUAUGUACUUCCCCACGUAGGAAACAUGUAUCCCUGGUGAUAUGUGUUCCCCUACUUGGGAAACACAUAUCCCUAGUGAUAUGUGUUCUCCCACCUGGGAAACAUGAUCCCUGGUGAUAUGUGUUCCCCUACUUGGCAAACACAUAUCUCCAGUGAUGUGUGUUCUGGCACCUGGGAAACACAUAUCCUUAGUGAUAUGUGUUCCCCCACCUGGGAAACAGGUAUCCCUGGUGAUAUGUGUUCCCUUACUUGGGAAACACAUAUCUCCAGUGAUAUGUGUUGCGGCACCUGAGAAACACAUAUCCCUAGUGAUAUGUGUUGCCCUACCUUGGAAACACAUAUCCCUUGUGAUAUGUGUUCCCCCUCCUGGGAACCAUGUAUCCCUAGUGAUUUAUGUUCCCCUUCCUUCCACAUAUCCCUAGUGAACAUUGUAUUUAAUGCGGUUUAGUGAGAACCUUUCCUUCGUUUGUAUUUACAGUCACAUAUAAUGAUAAUGAAUUUGAAACAAAGGAAAACUUUGUUUCUUUUUAGGAAGAAGUGUAUUCUCUGGAUAGUUCAAAACAGUUUCUGGAUAAAGAUGUGGUACAACUUCAUUCUACAAGAUAUCAGCCUUUGAGGAAAGUAUGUGGUCAUGAUAUGCUUGACAUUAUUUUAUUUGAAAGUAUUUAGGGGUGUCAAUGAAAGCUGGCAGUCUUUCAUCACCUUAAGAAUCUCCAACUGUCAUCUUUUAAGGGUUGAGAGAACAAUGUUUCCUGGAUUCUUUUCUGGGCAAAGCCACGUAAAGUAUUCUACCACCAGUAGGCAGUUACAUAAAAAUUUAUUGGAACCCCUGAAUAUUGAUGACAUCUUCUGUACCCAUUAAAUAAUUAUUUCUGUUUGGCAAAACCAGAUUGUUGCAUCCUGUUCUUAUUUUGAUUUGAACUGUCUGUAUAAAAUUCACAUUAUUCACACCAUCUUUACACCAAAGCUGCAUUGUAUUAGGAUCUGUGAAGAUUUUUUCUUUCUUGUUUUAAGCUCCGUAUUUUCACCUAGUGUGAUAGGCACUUAGCCUGGCUUUGAAGCAGAGGCUUUAGGCAACUCGGAAGUAGCCUAUCAUGGAAUUUAAUGUUUUUCAUUUUAACAUUGUACAGGACAUAAUUGGAUGUGUGCAGGAAAUUAAUUUCUUUCUUUGGCCACGGAAUGACAUUGAUAAGAUUAUCUGCCUGCUUUUUUCGCGUUGGAAAGGGGAUGAGAAUUGUGAAUACAGACUAAUUCAGGUAAAUACUGUUAUGCUAUGCAUUCAAACCAUAUUUUACUGCUGUUACUCUCACCUUCUACUUGCACAUAUUUCUGGGUGGAAAGUCUGCUAAUGGUAGUAAUUGGAAUGUCUGUAAACAUUUGAAGGUUUGGUCACAUACACGUACAACUCUGCAUUCAAGUUUAUUUUAUGGAUUAGAGUUGUUUUGACAUGCUCCUAUAGUAGUACAAGGGUUAAUUUACAUUCAAACAAACUUUCGUCUCAUGAAUGGUGAAUGGUAGGCUUGGAAGUCCAUAUUGGUUGAUGUUUGUUUUAUGGUAGUUGAACGGCCUUCCAAGGGGAGUAUACUGUUGCUUUGUCACUCAUUUCUGAGACUGCCUGUUACCUGGUAGGUUAGGAAAAAAUGUCGCUGUCACAUUCGAUAAAGUGUCUGGAAAGAGUUAAUUUUUAUUAACCUUUCUAUCUCAAGGGAUCAUUCUUGAGUAAUACCAUAAUAUUAAAAAAACAUCUGAAAGGAAAUAACAGAAAAUGUUUGGAAAUAAUGGAAGAAAGUUUGUUAUUUUGCUGAAACAGCUAAAAUGCAAAAGUGAACAGAUGUCGCUUUCACUACUUAAAAAAUGGUUUGUCGCUGUUACAAUUCUUUCCUUCUUUUCUGUCACUCAACUGUUGGUGCUUUCUGAGAGGAUGAAAGUUUUUUGGGGCUAUGUUGCAAGUCCCUUCUACCCCCUGGAAGGUAACCCUCGGUUGAGUUAGUUGUAUGUUGUGAUGGCCUACUGGGCAGAUGACCUAUGAACCCUUUAAGCCCCAAUAUCCACAAUACAUUUCUUUAAAGAAUAAGUUGAGAGAAUUUGAGAAAAGAUCAAAGCAUUUUCUCUUUGGUGAUCAUUUAAUUAAUUCUCAUAACCUAAUCUCUUGACAUUGUAUGGAUAUCGUUAGGAGAAAAUUGAUGUUGGUCACUAUUGGGACUUAAACGGUUAAACUUGGGACCUGUAGAUCAAGGUUCAAACCUUUGACCUGCCGCCAUGGCAUUGUUUCCUUAGACAAUAUAAAUACUAGAUUGGCUCAAUUCUCUGGUAAUUUUACUCUACCAAAGUCAAACUGUUUUUUGUUUUCCUUGGCAGAAUGGAUACUUUGUUGCUUGUUAUGUACAAACUUGAAAUAAUUAGAUUACCAUAGAACUUAGAGAAAUAAAAACAGAGAAAAUGUUAGCAGCAAAAUUUACUGAAAAUUGAGCCAAGGGGAAAAUAAAUGGAUUGUGUCACAUGGCCCUGUAGAGAUACAAAAUUUAUCUUUGAGUGUGGAAGAAUAUUUUAUGAGUGAGCAUAGCAAAAGUUAGUGAAAGAAUUUUCUACAUCAGAAGAUAGACUUUGUACCUCCUUGAGCAUUAUUAUAAUUUUCUAUGUUAUUAACACCAAUGAAAUACCAAGCCAUUUUACUUUAGUAUUUUUUGCUGCAAAAGGUUUGAUUUAUUAUUUAACCAUAGCAAUGGUGAUCUUUUGAAGAUAGCAUGUUAUUUUCACAUGUGAAGAUAUCUUGUUUUCAUGCAAGGCCUCACCUGGUAUUUUGUGGGCGUUUUUAUAAUAAAAUAAUAUUAGUUUGCUUUAGCAGGAACUUUUUAAGUUACCAGUAAUAUUCCUUGAGCCAUUAAGGUUUCUACCUUAGUAUGAAGCAAGAGGAAUUAAGAAGAAUUCUAAAAAGCACAGACCAAUGUUUUGUGUUUUAUAUUCAGGCCAAGUUUGAGUUUGACUACCUUGACUAUGAGAAGCAACUCUUGAGGCUUAUCAGUAGAAAAGAGCACAAUGGUUUGGUUAUCAAUAAUUCAUCACAGUCACUGUUCCUUUUUGUGGAUAAACAUCAUUUGCAGGUACAGCAGUUUAAUAUGUAG